Messenger RNA from Corythoichthys intestinalis (scribbled pipefish), 3957 nucleotides. RefSeq names its product forkhead box O3b (gene foxo3b). Gene Ontology annotation, biological process: regulation of transcription by RNA polymerase II. Gene Ontology annotation, molecular function: RNA polymerase II cis-regulatory region sequence-specific DNA binding; DNA-binding transcription factor activity, RNA polymerase II-specific. The coding region runs from base 344 to 2329 and encodes 661 amino acids. Lineage: Eukaryota; Metazoa; Chordata; Actinopteri; Syngnathiformes; Syngnathidae. Gene Ontology annotation, cellular component: mitochondrial matrix; nucleus. The transcript has 4 exons. The record is from RefSeq and is a predicted model, not a curated record.
CGCACGCUUGUGUCUGUCUACGUAACGUGUGUGUGCAUGUACUUGUGCGCGUGUUUUAGACAGAGCACAUCGAGAUACAGUACAGUAGUAAGCCGAAGUGAGGUGGCAGUCUUGGGAAGGAAAGAGAAGGCGAUGGCGUGUGCGCGACUUACUGCAAUGUUUUAAAGUGUUGCUUUUUUCCUACCACGCGGGACACUAGAGGCGUUUAAAAAAAGACUUGCAGUUUGAAGCGCGAGCGUCCCUGCAGUGGAAUAGCAACAAAGAACGGGAGCGCGCAUUGAUGGGACGCGACUUUGACAGCUCUCGGUCUAGUCGCUCGUAAAGUAGAAACAAGAAGGACAUCAUGGCCGAGGCCGCGCUCGCCGACGCCGUGGCCAUAGACCCGGACUUCGAGCCCCAGCAGCGGCCGCGUUCCUGCACCUGGCCGCUGCCUCGGCCGGACUCGAGCGCCGCUAAGCCGGACGCCCACGAUAUCAUCCCGGAGGAAGACGACGACGAUGAGGAGGGUGCCCACCACCAGCAUUCGGCCAUCAACGGUGGUGGCUCCGGUGCAAUCACGGACGACCAGAGUAGCGGCAGCCCGCUGGCCGACGGGGCGCUCUCGUCACCCGGCCAGGAGAGCGGCGGCUCCCCGCAUUCAGCGCACUCUCCACCGGCCAUCUCCGCAGUUUCCGGAGCGCUCACAUCGGGCAGCUUGGCAGUGCAGCAGACCCCCAGGAAGACUUCGUCUCGCCGCAACGCCUGGGGGAACCUCUCGUACGCCGACCUCAUCACCAAAGCCAUCGAGAGCGCGCCGGACAAGAGACUGACACUGUCCCAGAUCUACGAUUGGAUGGUCAGAUCCAUCCCAUACUUUAAGGACAAAGGAGACAGCAACAGCUCGGCUGGAUGGAAGAAUUCCAUCCGGCACAACCUGUCACUGCACAGCCGCUUCAUCCGUGUCCAGAACGAAGGAACGGGCAAGAGUUCCUGGUGGAUGAUCAAUCCAGAAGGAGGAAAGGGCGGCAAAGCUCCUCGUCGCCGCGCCGUCUCCAUGGACAACAGCAACAAGUACACCAAGUCGGCCCGUGGCCGUGCCGCCAAGAAGAAGGCCGCAUUACAAGCCGCGGCGGCCGCAGCAGGCGACGUCAACGGCGACAGUCCUUCAGGACUUUCCAAGUGGCCAGGGAGCCCGACGUCACGCAGCAGCGAGGAACUGGACGCCUGGACGGACUUCCGCUCCCGCACUAAUUCCAAUGCCAGCACAGUGAGCGGUCGUCUUUCGCCGAUCCUGGCCAACCCAGAGCUGGACGAGGUCCCCGAUGACGAGCCUCCCCUCUCGCCGAUGCUUUACUCAAGUCCCGGCCGCACUUUGUCUCCAGGCAACGCGGGCAACGGAAAGGCCGCCCCCGCCGAGCUGCCCCGCCUGGCAGACCUGGCCGGCACAAUGAACCUGAAUGACGGACUCGCUGACGAGCUGAUGGAUGAGCUGGAUAACAUCAACUUGUUGCCGAACACUUCAGGGCAAGUCACUUCAAACGGAACCACGGGGUUCACGUUUGUCCCCAAAUCCAACGGGCUGGGCUCAUCUUCCCCCAGCGCCUCACCUUCGUCCAACUCUCCUUCCAACGGCGGAGGAAACUACAGCAACUCCAUCUUCGGCUCCCACGCGCCAGGUUCCUCCUUGCGUCCGUCCCCCAUGCAAACCAUCCAAGAGAACAAACAGACGUCAUUCUCCAGCAUCGGCACUUCCCGCUUUGGUAGUGUGACGCUACAAGAUCUUCUCAACUCUGACAACCACAGCGACGUAAUGAUGACCCAGUCGGACCCUCUCAUGUCGCAGGCCAGCGCUGCUGCCGUGGUGUCGCAGAACUCACGCCGCGGCCUCAUGCUACGCAAUGAUCCUAUCAUGACUUUCGGAACUGCCGGAGGAAUUCAAGGCAACCAAGGGGAGACGCUACAAAGCAACAACCACAACCACAGCGCUGCGAGGUCCAUCAACAGAGGCCUGAAUCUAGCCAACGAGGUGAACGCCCUGACUAACGCCAAACAGCAGCUCCUGCUUUCACCCUUGGGAGGGAACGGCUCCUCCUCCAUGCAGAUCGACACAUCAAUCUUCUUGAACGGGGCGGUGAGCAGCAACGGAGGUGUCUGCCAGGACCGCUUCCCCACAGAUCUGGACCUGGACAUGUUUAACGGCAGCUUGGAGUGCGACAUGGACUCGAUCAUCAGGAACGAGCUGAUGGACGCCGACGGACUUGACUUUAACUUUGACUCCCUGAUCAACAUGAACGGAGUCAGCAACUUCGCAAGCGCCAAGCAGGCUUCUCAGAGCUGGGUACCUGGCUGAAGACCACGCUCGAGGUCCAAACACACGCCCCCUUUAUUGCCAAAACCAGCCAUCAGCACAACAUUCAACACCAACCCUGUGUUUACACGAUCAACACUUGUCUCGGGGAAAAGAUCAGCCGGACUUUGAAGCGAUCCAAGCCCUUGGGAAGAGCCUCUUGUGAAACAACAUUUUUAAAAAAAGGCACAACAAACUCUUGAAUUAUGCAAGUUUCCUCGUGCAUAAGGCUCUCAAAGAGACGCUACUCAUCAGGUUGGACUACAAAGACAAAUGACAAACGGGUGAACGGCGUGCUUGUUCCUGUUCAAACAAACAAAAAAAAAACUCCCGUGGAGGAACCGUUGUAAAUCUGAACCAGUGCGUUUUUUUUCCCCUGGGAUGUCGUAUUUACCUCUGCUUUAUAAAUGUUCAGUGUUGUUUUUCAGAUUCUCCGUUAUGUGACGAUGCUUCUGUCGAAUAGCGUGCGCACUUCACAACUAAUGCCACGCACUUCCUACAAAUGGCUUGAAUGGAAAAGUUUCAAUGACUACAUGUUGAAUCUUUUACCUUUUUUUUGUUUAAAGCAAAGACAAAAAAAUCACACGGAAAGAAAAUCUCACUCAUGGGUAUUUGUACAGUUGGAGAAGGCUUUUGAAAUUGUUUAUCACAGCAUAUAAUGUAGCGAAAAGUGAAUACCUGUGUUCUAGAGAUGUGAACAUUUCCACAGCAUUACAGGUGCUAAUGUAAAACAGUGUUGAAUCUUGUCCUCGGGGCACCUCGUGCAUUUUAUUUAGUUUAGUUUUGAAUUUUGUGCCGUUUUGACCCUCGUCCUGCAAAACGCCUGAAGAACUGCAGCAACGGCGAUGGGGAGAGGCUGACCCUGUGCAUGAUGGGAGGGGUCGCAAGCCAUUUCUGCCCUCCAUUAAAACAAUAAGCUGUCUCUUCUGUACAUUGCCAAAUUACUUGAAUCAAGCAGUAGGAUAUGCUGGCAGCCAAAAUCACAGCACACAUAUGCACAUAAUGUCGAAACACACACGGUCACGUUUAAGACAAAUUCAAGAAAUGUGUGUGGAGCGCUCGUCAUCAGCUUGGGAUUUUUUGAAUGCAUAAUAUGUAUAGAAACACUCAGGGGAGGGAAGCUUUUUCGAAAGGUAUUUUCAUUCAAUGACACAUUUCCUUGAAUUAAUGUAUCAGUGAUUAUUUGUGAACUUGUAAUCUGUGAACUUUUCGGGCCAAGACUUUUAAGAGGAGGAAAGACAACAUUUGAUUCUGGAUGUGUUGGCCACUCGGGAUUGGAAUAGGAAUAAUGACAGCAAUUAAGUGAGAAAAAGUGGUCAUUUUACAGGAUGAAGUCAUGAUAACAGCUAUGCGUUUAGAAGAGUUUGUUAUUGUUAUUGCACAAAACUUUCGUAUUGUUGCUGAGAAGCACAGCAGGUGCUCGCACUCAUGCAUUACCGUUUACGUGGAAAUUUUGAGAUUGAAACGUCAACAAUUCUUAGUUUUUGAAAUCAUUCACACUUUUUUUCUCGAAAAAAGAAGAAAUACAACUUAGACAUUGCAGCUAGACUAAUUUUCAGGACUUUAUUCCUUCUCAAGUAAUGACUUUUUACUCCCAAGGUGAUUUUAGUCUUGUCAAAAUCAGGCUUUUU